AUGGCAGUUCCUUUGGCGCAGAACACGCCAAACAGCCCCCAUGUCUCGCAUCGCCCUCAGAUCGAGAGGUCGUAUUGCCAGGAUCUCGCGCCGAUAGAUUCUGGCCUCCCGGACAAUUUUGCAGAAGUUGUGAAAGGUGUUUAUCGCAGCUCUUUCCCCCUCGCAGAGAAUCUUGAAACAUUGAAGGAACUGGGUUUGAGGACCAUCCUUACUCUCGUUGACGAGCCCUACACAACAAGCCAUCUGAAAUUUCUCAAUGACAAUGGGAUCUCACAUCUCCGUAUCAUCAUUCCGCCAAACAAGGACCCAGAAGUCGAAGUGUCGAACACCGACUUGGACAGGAUCCUUGGAAUUUUGCUCAACAAGGCAAAUCAUCCAGUGCUCGUUCACUGCAACAAAGGCAAACAUCGUACAGGUUGUGUCGUUGCCUGCUUCCGCAGGUUGCAAGGCUGGGCGCUCCAGGAUGUUAUUGACGAGUACCUGAAGUAUUCCACGCCAAAGUCCAGAACACUCGAUGUGAGAUUUAUCGGACUGUUUGAUUCAUCAAGGCUUUCUCAAUUGGCUCAGCACUCUGGCGUCGCAUCAUGGGCGUCGUCCACUAUGCACCUAAAGACGCAAUCCGAACACAACGAGCGGGAGCAGAUUCCACCAAAUCGCCGCAUCUACGCAUCUCGAAGCGAAGUCCGAGCAUCCGAAGUUCGAGCAUCUUAG
Molecule: messenger RNA, 711 nt
Organism: Aspergillus candidus
Lineage: Eukaryota; Fungi; Ascomycota; Eurotiomycetes; Eurotiales; Aspergillaceae
Gene: yphA
Product: tyrosine phosphatase family protein
Exons: 4
Coding region: 1-711 (236 amino acids)
Biological process (GO): protein dephosphorylation
Cellular component (GO): cytoplasm
Molecular function (GO): inositol diphosphate tetrakisphosphate diphosphatase activity; phosphatase activity
Source: RefSeq, a predicted model, not a curated record